Molecule: messenger RNA, 2963 nt
Organism: Penicillium brasilianum
Lineage: Eukaryota; Fungi; Ascomycota; Eurotiomycetes; Eurotiales; Aspergillaceae
Source: the annotation of a GenBank genome assembly
CCUCGCGAUGCGGCGGAGCUAGGUGUGCCGGCGAGGGGCAGAUGGUCGCCGUUGACGGUAGGCUCUUCCGAAGGCGCCGCGCGAAUCUGAAUGCAUCUGGCCUGUCGAUGGGCGCGAGGGACAACUCGUGUCCAAGACAGAGUCCGGACGCCUCGCUGGAGGGCGGGACUCAUUGUGCCUGAAGAAAGACCGAAGACCGCGUGGUGCUGAAGGACUUUACGUCAGAUUUGGAGCUCGCAAGGGAAAUCAAGCCGGGAAAUCGUGGCGCCGAAGCUCGCGGCCGGUGCGACGGAGGUACACCACGCCCGCAUUCGAUGGCGACAUUACCUUAUAGACCGCCGCACAUAAAGGAAGGAUUCAAUCUGAUCAGUGCAAGUCUCACUCUUUUCUCUUAUAUACAGCUCUUCCAAGGAUCAUUCCGCUUCCCCGACCCCCUCCUACCCAUUCGCGCAACCCGACUCUUUCCUCCGAAGCCGGCGGCUCCCAAGGUUGCCUUCCCCCCCACGAGCUGUCGCAAGCACACGAGCGCACGCCAUUCUCCCCGCGUGCGCUCCAUUAUGCCCCUGUGAAGACAAUUAUUGCACCAAAACACCUCUUGAGGUCAAAUUUUCUUUCAACAAGCGGCCAUGCUGCUCAGAGCAGCCCGAUUUCCGUGCUGGCGCACGGCGCGGUACAUACAUCCGAGCUUCGCCGGCCGCGCACGGUGGACAAGCCCGAAUGGUAUUCAACAGCAUAAGCUCCAGCUGCGAGUUUUCACCUCUGGCAGUCCAUGGCAAAACCAAUCCACCGAUGGCAAAGACCCUACCUCUGCGAGAGAUAAUACCACGCCGACCGGCGCUGCUGCCGAAUUGGCCAAUGCCGCUAUUGUCCAGAAAGCGGGCGCCAGCGAGGCGAAGAACACCCCGAAGAAAGAUAUGUUAAGCGAGUCGGCUAUCGCAAGCAAGGAACAGCGCAAGGCAGAUUGGGCUAUCAUGCGAGAGAUGGCCAAAUAUUUGUGGCCCAAGGAUGACUGGGGUACCAAGCUUCGGGUUGGAACUGCACUUUCAUUACUUAUUGGUGCGAAGAUCCUCAAUGUGGAGGUUCCUUUCUACUUUAAGAACAUUGUCGACUCCAUGAACGUCGAUUUUGCGACACUUGGUGGAACGGCAUACACUGUGGCAGGCUCCAUGAUCAUAGCUUAUGGCGCAACCCGCGUCGGAGCCACUCUCUUCCAAGAACUGCGCAAUGCAGUCUUCGCCAGUGUCGCGCAAAAGGCCAUUCGCAAAGUAGCUCGGAAUGUGUUUGAUCACUUGCUCCGACUGGAUCUCAAUUUCCAUCUCUCGCGCCAGACAGGUGGCCUCACUCGGGCCAUCGAUCGUGGAACGAAAGGUAUCAGCUUCUUGCUAACCUCAAUGGUCUUCCAUGUGGUGCCCACUGCACUCGAGAUCUCGCUCGUGUGUGGUAUUCUUACCUACCAAUAUGGCUUCCAGUUCGCCGCCAUCACGGCUACUACUAUGGUAGCAUACACGGCAUUCACCAUUACCACCACGGCCUGGCGCACCAAAUUCCGCCGACAGGCUAAUGCCGCUGACAACCGCGGUGCUACCGUCGCUGUAGACUCGUUGAUCAACUACGAGGCUGUCAAGUACUUCAACAACGAGAAGUUUGAAGUUGCCCGCUACGACAAGGCUUUGAAGAACUACGAAGACGCGUCAAUCAAGGUUACCACCUCCUUGGCCCUGCUGAACUCCGGCCAGAACAUGAUCUUCUCCACUGCGCUGGCCGCAAUGAUGUAUCUGGCGGCCGACGGCGUAGCCACCGGUACACUGACAGUCGGCGAUCUAGUUAUGGUGAACCAACUCGUCUUCCAGCUCUCCGUGCCACUCAACUUCCUGGGUUCGGUCUACCGUGAACUGCGCCAGUCUCUGCUGGACAUGGAGACCCUGUUCAAUCUGCAAAAGGUGAAUGUCACCAUCCAGGAGAAGCCCAAUGCGAAGCCACUCGAGUUGAAGCGCGGCGGCGAGAUUCGAUUCGAGAACGUCACUUUUGGCUACCACCCGGACCGUCCGAUUCUGAAGAAUGCGACGUUCACGAUCCCGGCUGGCUCCAAGUUUGCCAUCGUGGGCCCCAGUGGUUGCGGCAAGUCCACGAUCCUGCGUCUGCUCUUCCGCUUCUAUGACACCCAGUCCGGUCGCAUCUUGAUCGAUGGGCAGGACGUGCGCGAUGUGAGCCUGGACAGCCUGCGGCGAGCUAUCGGUGUGGUGCCUCAGGACACGCCACUGUUCAACGACACGAUCGCACACAACAUCCGCUACGGCCGGAUCGACGCCUCGGAUGAGGAGGUCCGCCAGGCCGCCGAGCGCGCCCGCAUCAGCCAGCUGAUCGAGCGACUACCCGAAGGCUAUGAGACGGCGGUCGGCGAGCGCGGCAUGAUGAUCUCUGGCGGCGAGAAGCAGCGAUUGGCGAUUUCUCGCCUGUUGCUGAAGGACCCGCAGCUCCUAUUCUUUGAUGAAGCGACCUCGGCGCUGGACACCUACACGGAGCAGGCCCUCCUGCAAAACAUCAACAGCAUUCUCAAAGAGAAGAGCCGCACCAGUGUAUUCGUUGCGCACCGACUCCGGACGAUCUAUGAUAGUGACCAGAUCCUGGUGCUCAAGGAUGGAGAGGUGGUGGAGAUGGGGUCACACCGGGAGUUACUCGAUCUGGAGGGAGUUUAUGCGGAGCUCUGGAACGCCCAGGAACGGUCGCUCGCCGAGGAAGGCGAGACGCCCUCGGAAGAGAAGAAGCUCGAAUAAGGCAGCGAUACCCAACCAAUUUGCUGGGGUUCUAGCCCGAUGUAAUUAGAUGCAGCAUGCAGCAUGUAGCCAUGUGGAUUGUGGAUAGAAAAAAAAAAGCAGAAUUCGCCAUACAUAAGUAAUGUGGUACACAUGGUAAUGCAUACUGGACAGUGCGGAGCCGUCCGUCCUUGCGUUGACGCUGUCAAG